This is a messenger RNA of Eimeria mitis, 3894 nucleotides long. RefSeq lists its product as uncharacterized. Gene Ontology annotation, biological process: regulation of DNA-templated transcription. Lineage: Eukaryota; Apicomplexa; Conoidasida; Eucoccidiorida; Eimeriidae. The transcript has 9 exons. The record is from RefSeq and is a predicted model, not a curated record. The coding region runs from base 1 to 3894 and encodes 1297 amino acids. Gene Ontology annotation, cellular component: cytoplasm. Gene Ontology annotation, molecular function: guanyl-nucleotide exchange factor activity; DNA-binding transcription factor activity.
AUGGGUUUGGCAGCAGCAGCAGCUGCUGCUGCUGCUGCUGCUUCGAAUACUGCAGCAGCAGCAGCAGCAGCAGCAGCACCCCCGUAUCUUGAACUCGGACAACAAGCUGCUGCUGCUGCUGCAGCAACUGCAGCAGCAGUAACACCCUUCCCCGCCCUGGCUCUGGGGCUCAGCCCGAGGGUCCCUGCACUGCCGCAGCAGCCAGGAGCAGCAGCAGCAGCAGCUGCUGCUGCUGCUGCUGCUGCAGCAGCAGCACAAGUCGAUCCUCUGCAGCAACAGCAGCAGCAGCAGCAGGCGUUGCCGCUAGGCAGCAGCAGCAGCAGCAGCAGCAGCAGCAGCAGCAACAGUAAUACUACAGCUUCUCUUUUUGGGUCAGGAGACUCAAACACUGCAGCAGCAGCAGCAGCAGCAGCAGCAGCAGCAGCAGGUCUAGGGGGGUGUCUGCCUGGCUAUAGCUCUGUGUGCAUGGGUGGGGUUGUUGUUCCUUCAGACCUUGCGGUGUGUGGGGCCCCUACAUCAGCAGCAGCAGCAGCAGCAGCAGCUGCUGCUGCUGCUGCUGCUGCAGAUGUAGGGACGGGGGCCCCCUUGAAGUCAAUGGGCCGUACAGGGGGGGGCCCCCCUCCUGUUGUUCCUGUUGGGGGCCCCUCAUGUGUGGGGGCCCCCUCAGUUGCAGUGGGGCAGCAGCUGCUGCUAGCAUUCGCUAAUCAGAACCAGAUGCUGGGGGCCCUGCAUCAGCUGGGGGUUGCACCAGCAGCAGCAGCAGCAGCAGAUGCUGCAGCAGCAGCAGAUGCUGCUGCUGCUUCUCUAGCAGCAGCGGGGUGUGGGGGCCUACUCUCUGAUCCAGCAGCAAACUGCAGCAGCCUUGCUGCUGGCAGCCGCAUAGGAGCAGCAGCUCCGGGUAGCAGCGCAGCAGCAACUGCUGCUGCUGCUGCUGCUGCAGCAACAGCAGCAGCAGCAGCAGGUGCAGCAGCUCUUCCUGCUGUUGGGCCCCACAUACCCGGCUUCGAUGGGGGUGUCUGUGUCCCUCAUCUGCAGGCGUUGCCCCUAGGCAGCAGCAGCAGCAGCAGCAGCAGCAACAGCAGCAGCAGCAACAGUAAUACUACAGCUUCUCUCUUUGGGUCAGGCGACUCAAACACUGCAGCAGCAGCAGCAGCAGCAGCAGCAGCAGGUCUAGGGGGUUGUCUGCCUGGCUAUAGCUCUGUGUGUAUGGGUGGGGUUGUUGUUCCUACAGACCUUGCGGUGUGUGGGGCCCCUACAUCAGCAGCAGCAGCAGCAGCUGCUGCUGCUGCUGCUGCUGCUGCUGCAGAUGUAGGGACGGGGGCCCCCUUGAAGUCAAUGGGCCGUACAGCGGGGGGCCCCCCUCCUGUUGUUCCUGUUGGGGGCCCCUCAUGUGUGGGGGCCCCCUCAGUUGCAGUGGGGGGCCCCCCCUGUAUAUCUCCUGCUGCUGCAUCAUCAUCAUCAUCAGCAGCAUCAGCAGCAGCAGCAGCAGCAGGACCAUCUGCUGCUGCUGCUGGUGGUGUUGUCGGUGUAGGUUCAUCUAUACGGGGGGCCCACCAGGGGCCCCCCCCUAUAUCCGCAGCCGUCAGUACCCUGGGGGCCCCCCCUCCCGGUACACCCCAGGGGGGCCCCCCAUCUAUAACAACAGCAUGUGAGCUGGGGGGCCCCCCCCUCACCGGCGUGUCUCAGAGUAGCAGCAACGGGGGCCCCCUUGUGGGUGUGGGGGUCCCCACCCCCCACAUAAGCGGAAUAGGGGGGCCCCCCCCGCAGCUCAGCAGUGUAGCUGUAGCAGCUGGGGGCCCCCCGCAAGUAUCUCUUCCUGCUGGCAUUGCUCUUGGCGUAGCUGGUGGAAUCUCUGUUGGUGGGGGCCCCCCACCAGGGGCCCCCCAGGGGGCCCCCCAGGGGGCCCCCUCACCCCCUCCCCCCGUGGGUCUUCAGGGUGGGGUUGCGCCGGGGCCCGCCGACAGCACAAAGGAAAGAGCGUUGGAGAGAAAGAAAGUUAAAGCGCAGCAGCAGCAGCAGCAGCAGCAGCAGCAGCAGCAGCAACAGCAGCAGCAGGAGGGGGUAGGGGUGGGGGUGAAGCAGCAAGAGGUCAAGAUGCAGCAAGACACACAUAGAGUUGCAGGCAGAGAUAAAAUAGCUAAGACAGAGAUACAGGAGCAGCAGCAGCAGCAGCAGCAGCAGCAGCAGCAGGAACAGCAGCAGCAGCAGCAGCAGCAGGAACAGCAGCAGCAAUUGGUUCCACUGCAGCAGCAACACAUCGCUCCUCCCGCAGCAGCAGCAGCAGCAGCAGCAACCCCCAGCAGCAGGAGGCCCGAUCCACCUCUGGCCAAGCAGCAGCAGCAGCAGGAGCAGGAGGAGCAGCAGCAGGAGGAGCAGCAGCAGAGUGUAUUGAAGGUACCUGGUGUAUACUACGAUGGUGUGCGGCGUAUAUGGAGGGCCUUUUGGCACCAAGAGGGCCGCCGGGUGAUUCGUUAUUUUACCGUAAAUAAACACGGAUACCGCCGGGCCCAUCAGCUAGCGCUGCUGACGAGAAAGAAAGCUGCGGAGACACUCCAGCAACAAAAAAAAAUUAAACUUAUGAUACUGCAGCAGCAGCAGCAGCAGCAGCAGCAACAGCAGCAGCAGCAGGGGGAGGGGCACGGGCAGCAGCAGGCUGUGAAAAUGCAAAUUGAUGGAGAUAUGGUUUUGCACAGUGAUCAUGCUGCUGCUGCUGCUGCUGCUGCUGCUGCUGCUGGUGGUCUGCAGCAGCAGCAGCAGCAGCAGCAGCAGCAGCAGAUUGUUAUAAAGCCGCAGCUGACGCAUGCAGAGGCUCACUAUGAUGCUGCAAACGCCAGGCUGGAGAAGGCCCUAGAACAACUGCGACAAAUACAAGAAAGAGAAGCAGCAGCAGCAGCAGCUGCUGCUGCUGCUGCUGCUGCUGCUGCUGGGGGGGGGGCGACAACAGACACACAGCCAUCGACAGACCCGCAUGCAGCUAGCAGCAGCAGCAGCAGCAGCAGCAGUUGUUCAGAUGCUCAGUCUGUUGGCUCAGCAGCAGCAGCAGCAGCAGCUGCAGCAGCAGCAGCAACAGCAGAGGGUCGUGUAUCUCUGGUGAAGUCUUACGGUGGUUCUUCGUCCCAGCUCUCAUCGUCAGCAGCAGCAGCAGCAGCAACAGCAGCAGCAGCAGCAGCAGCAGCAGCAGGCAGCGUAUACAGCAGCGCGAGCGGCAGAGUAGACUACCUAGAGAGAGUAGCACAGCUGCCGGUGGAGCCGCAGGUGUAUUGGGUUGAGUCGAUGAAGGCUUGGGUGGUGACAGCAGCAGCAGACGAAGAGCAGCAGCAGCAGCAGCAGCAGCCAGCAGCAGCAGCAGCAGCAGCAGCAGCAGCAGCAGGGGGGAGACAGCAGAGAUGUAUAGAAGAGGGGGGGCCCCGCAUACUGAAGACCUUCCCUAUACGCAAAUUUGGCUUUAGGGUGGCGCGAGAAAGAGCAGUAGAGUGGAGAGACAAAAAGAGAGGGUUAAUAUACACACAGCAGCAGCAGCAGCAGCAGCAGCAGCAGCAGCAGCAGCAGCUGCAGCAGCAGCAGCAGCAGAGUGCUGCUGCUGCUGCGGCCGCGGCGGCGGCGGCAGCGGCAGCAGCAACUAGUAGACGCAGUAGACACACUCAACAAAAUAAUAUACAGAGACAACAUUGGUGUCUGCAGCAGCAGCAGGAGCAGCAGCAGCACGAGGCAGUGACCUCUGGCCCCCCACCAGCAGCACCAGCAGCAGGACCCCCAGUCCUUCUGCUUCUCCUGCUGCUGCAGUGGUUUCUGCUGCAGCAGCAGGAGCAGCAGCAGCACGAGGCAGUGACCUCUGGCCCCCCACCAGCAGCACCAGCAGCAGCAGCAGCAGCAGCAGCAGCAGGAAGCGUUUAG